AUGUCUGACACUCAGCCGCCACAAGGCUCCGGAUCGCAAGGACCAAAGCGUGGUGGUCGUCGCGGACGAGGACGGGGAGCAGGCCAACCUUCGGCAAGAAUUGAGAACUCGCAGCAGUCGACUGAAGGCAGCGGAAAAGGCUCAAGAUCUAGGGGUAGUGGGCCCCGCAGAGGAGGAGGGGGUCGCGAUAAGCAGAACCGCAGCGCCCCUAAUAAGGAUUCCGGGCCGGAGCCCAGUGGACAAUCGACUCAAGGGCCGACUACAGUGGCAGAAGACAAGGGUAAGAAGGCAGCUGCGGCGCCCGCAGACGACGCCGAUGAUGGAGAGAUUUGCUUCAUCUGUGCGUCAAAUGUCGAACAUACAUCUGUUGCGCCGUGUAAUCAUCGCACUUGCCAUAUCUGCGCGUUGAGACUCCGAGCAUUGUAUAAGAACAAAGCCUGUGCGCAUUGUCGGACUGAAUCGAGCUACGUGAUUUUCACGAAUGACCAUGUGAAGCCUUUCCAGGAUUUCAAAGACUCGGACUUUUCGCAGAAAGAUGAUAACCUUGGGAUCAAAUAUGAAAAUAACGAGAUCUUUGAGGACACAGUCCUCUUGCUCCGAUACAAUUGCCCGGACACAGAUUGCGACGUGGCUUGCUUGGGAUGGCCAGACCUGCAUCGCCACGUUAAGAGCAAGCAUGGUAAAGUAAUGUGCGAUCUGUGUACGCGAAACAAGAAAGUCUUCACCCAUGAACACGAACUCUUCACUGUGGCGGAGUUGCGCAAGCACGAGAAGUACGGAGAUCAUGUUCCUGGAGCCGUUGAACAGAGUGGCUUUAAGGGUCACCCUGAAUGUGGUUUCUGCCGUCAACGGUUUUAUGGCGACGAUGAACUGUACGCUCACUGUCGCGAUCGCCAUGAAAGGUGUCAUAUUUGUGAUAGACGGUCCGGGAGUCGUCAACAGCAGUAUUAUAUUGACUAUAAUGCGCUCGAGGAUCACUUCCAGAAGGACCAUUUCCUGUGCCUGGACAAGGAGUGUUUGGAGAAAAAGUUUGUUGUGUUCGAAUCUGAAAUGGACAUGAAAGCUCACCAAUUGGAAUGUCAUCCAAAUGGUCUUUCCAAGGAUGCGAGACGCGACGCACGAACUGUGGAUCUGUCAUCUUUCGACUACAGAACGCCGUAUCAACCUCAGAGACAACGUCGUGGCGCUGGUCGUGGGCGUGACCCAAAUUCAGAGCCUCUUCCUGUGUCCUCCGCACAAUCAUUAACAAGAGCCCAAAUUGCUUACCAAAGACAAAUGGCCAUUCAAAGUGCGCAGUCAGUAUCAACUCGCAGCUUCGGAGGUCAACUAACCCGUAAUGAUACUCAAACUGUGCACGCUCCCCCGCGUACACCAGCCUCUCGAACACCCCCAGUUGCGUCCACCCCUGUGCCGGAACUGCAGAAUCUCAGUCUCGGUCAUGAUUCCGGAUCUGCUACGCCUGAGGAACAGGCCCGCCGUCUGCGUCAUGCAGCCGUGAUCGAACGUGCCGCCAAUCUUCUUGGUAAUGACCAGAAUAAACUGAAUGAAUUCCGCUCCAAAGUAUCCACCUACCGCACCUCUGCCCUAACAGCCACCGAGCUGAUUGACGCCUUUUUCUCCCUCUUUGACACCUCCACCAACGAGCUAGGCAAACUCGUCAAGGAGCUUGCAGAGAUCUACGAAAACGACUCCAAACGCACCGCACUACUCAAGGCCUGGAAUGACUGGCGGGCCAUCAAUGAAGAUUACCCAGCCCUUCCAGGCCCCGGUGGCGUCCUACCAGGCAUGUCCCCAAGCACCGUGAACGGCAGCGGUGCCGGAGGCAAACGUGUCCUCCGACUAAAAUCCUCAACCGCCCAGUCCUCCCGCUCAGCCGUCGGCAGGAGCGGUGCCCUCCCCUCAGGCUCAUCCUCAAGCAACCCCUUCCCUCCUCUCUCCUCGACAGUCUCCAAAAAGUCCACCGCCGCAACCAACAACAACACCCCCUGGGCCACGGCAUCCCCUGCCCCAUCCUACGCCGGCCCAUCCUCUCGUCCUGCCCCCAAACCUAGUAAUACCCCUCGCCCUGUAAACACCCGCAACGCCGAAGCUUUCCCGGCGCUCCCUGCUGCCCCUAAACCAAAUGUCCUCAUGGCCGGCCUCACCCGCGGAACGGUCCGUGUCCGCUGGGAUGGACGAGAUGCUCCGAACUCAAAUGCCUGGACCUCAGGCGGAUCAGGCACCAGUACCCCCGGCGAACCAGAAUCCGAUUUCGGGGAGUCUUCUGCUGGCGGCGGUAAGAAGGGCAAGGGGAAGAAGGGAAAACAGACUCUUUUCCAUUUUGGUUAA
Messenger RNA from Aspergillus oryzae RIB40, 2328 nucleotides. Its product is annotated as E3 ubiquitin-protein ligase HEL2. The transcript is spliced from 3 exons. Gene Ontology annotation, molecular function: ribosome binding; ubiquitin protein ligase activity. Bases 1 to 2328 code for a protein of 775 amino acids. The record is from RefSeq and is a predicted model, not a curated record. Gene Ontology annotation, biological process: rescue of stalled cytosolic ribosome; protein ubiquitination. NCBI's taxonomy places the organism in Eukaryota, Fungi, Ascomycota, Eurotiomycetes, Eurotiales, Aspergillaceae.